Molecule: messenger RNA, 546 nt
Organism: Ixodes scapularis (black-legged tick)
Lineage: Eukaryota; Metazoa; Arthropoda; Arachnida; Ixodida; Ixodidae
Exons: 7
Coding region: 1-546 (181 amino acids)
Source: RefSeq, a predicted model, not a curated record
AUGCCGGCCGCGAGUCUUCUCAUUGUAAUCGCCGCUUGUCUAGCAGGUCAAAUAACGUGCGCUGAACUUGAUCCUGACUUGAAGAGAUGUCCAGACGAAGAUUUCGAGAACCCGGGAUAUUCGCCGACCUGCACUUACAGCUGCUAUAAUGGGCCACUGACAGAUUUAACAGAAUAUUGGGGUAAUUUUAAAGAUGGUACCGCGUGCAUCACUCUAAGAGAUGACCCUAGAGAGCCCCCACACAUUGGGACUUGCAAAAACGGAACAUGCGUUCAAUAUGAUGGACCGAACAUUCAACAAGUAUGGAGCCAACUUCCUGAGUUGCAAGCCCAGUUUCAUAAUUGCCAACCAGUGUCAACGGACGAUUCUGUGGAAAACUGCCUGUAUGUUUGCCAAUCAGCUGACUUCGGGUAUUCCUACGGAAUUUACAAGGAUCGUACCGAAUGCAAACUAAAAAAAGGCGGGCUCGGCAUCUGCUUGAGUGGAUUUUGCCACGGAAAUAAAUACUUUCCGACAACUGAUAACGAUACCCUGACACUAUUGUAA